AAUAUAUAUGCAUAUACAUACCAGUAAUGCCAGACGCACCAGAGAACGUGUGUUUUUCUUUCACGUGGGAGUCUUCGUACGCAUGCACAUGUAUAUGUCUCCGUAUGGGGCUCCGGCGCAUCCUCGAUGGCGGUAGUUUCUAUUGACAUAUCUAUGUGCAACAGCAGGUGCGCAUAAGGGUCCUUUCCAGUCGUUCCCCACGAUUUUUGUUAAAGUGAAGGUGACGACUAACCUGGAUCUUGACAGGAAUAGAAUAAAUUUCUCUUAAUAAAUAAUUCUACGCUAUGUUGAAACCAAAAGCUCUUACACAAGUUUUGAGCCAGGCGAAUACAGGUGGUGUUGAAAAUACUUUGUUACUCAACAGAGAUGGUGGUUUAUUAGCGUAUAGUGGCUAUGGAGAUAAAGAUGCUAGAAUAACUGCUGCUAUUACAAGUAAUAUUUGGUCAGCUUAUGAAAAGAAUGGAAGAAAUGCAUUUAAAGAAGAUGAAUUACAAUUUGUUUUGAUGGAUUGCGCGGAAGGCAAAGUGGUGAUUACAGAAGUAGCAAAUUUAUUAUUAUGUUUGUAUGCUAAAGAGAAUGUAGGAUUUGGUUUAUUAAGAGAAAAAGCACAAGCACUUGCUAAAUAUCUUGAUCGACCUUUGAAAACAAUUGCUAAUAUGCCGUGAAUAAGAUUUUGUAUAUAAUAUACAAAUUAUAUAUAUAUAUAUAAAUAUAUAUACUACUUAAGGUACUACUAUAAUAAUUACUAUAAUGUUCAUAUUUGUAUACAUCUCUUGAAAUCUUUAUAAUUUGUAUUAUAUGUGUACAUAAGUACGUAUAUUAAUAAAUAAGUUUUCAUAUUUUAA
Molecule: messenger RNA, 845 nt
Organism: Polistes dominula (European paper wasp)
Lineage: Eukaryota; Metazoa; Arthropoda; Insecta; Hymenoptera; Vespidae
Gene: Lamtor2
Product: Late endosomal/lysosomal adaptor, MAPK and MTOR activator 2
Biological process (GO): positive regulation of TOR signaling
Molecular function (GO): guanyl-nucleotide exchange factor activity; molecular adaptor activity
Source: RefSeq, a predicted model, not a curated record